Messenger RNA from Alternaria atra, 2145 nucleotides. RefSeq lists its product as uncharacterized. Bases 1 to 2145 code for a protein of 714 amino acids. The record is from RefSeq and is a predicted model, not a curated record. Gene Ontology annotation, molecular function: dipeptidyl-peptidase activity. The transcript has a single exon. NCBI's taxonomy places the organism in Eukaryota, Fungi, Ascomycota, Dothideomycetes, Pleosporales, Pleosporaceae.
AUGGCAUCAACUCUAAUGGGAAAAUUCCGCGACGGACCUUUCAUUGGCUUGCGAUAUGAGUCGCCUUCGAGAACAGGGACAACAGACUCUGACGGCAGGUUCACGUACGGAAGCGAUGAGGAAAUCGCGUUCUUUGUAGCAGAGCUCCGACUCGGUUCAGCCAAAGGUGCUGCUUGUCUAACACUCGCCAACCUUACCGGUGCGCCUGACUCGGCCAUAUCGCUGCCAGCUACGAUCAACCUCGCUCGUUUCCUCCUCAGCUUCACACAACAAUCAGAUUUCCAUGAUGGUGUGACGAUCACUGAAGAGAUCAGCAACGUGAUCCGGGACUUCGGAAGCGGCCUAUCAUUUGACGUCGACACUGCAACCUUCGAGCAGGCCAUAUCCACCUGUGGAAUCUUCACUAGGCUCCGCCUUCGAUUCCGUAGCAUUGCUGAAGUGCGCAACCAUCUUCGGCGUUCAGUUAAAGGCAUCAAACUUCUUCGAGAUGUGCGGAUACCAACCCGCGAUGGCAGUUGGCUCGGCGCCGACAUAUUCCUGCCUCUCAACAGCGAAGUCUCGCCGGUGCUAAUUAACAUGAGCGUUUAUGGCCGAGCAUUUCGCAUUGGUGUGAUACGUAACGAGUCUGAUCUGCUCGAAAGUGAGGAACGUGAAAACGCUUGGCACGAGACUGAUCGAGAAGAAAUUCCACUUUUCUUCAAGUGGUCCGAGACCGCGUUCCGACCUAACUCUGUCGACUGGGUGCCUCGAGGCUACGUCAUGAUUCGUGUCGACCAUAGAGGUAUCGGCAACACGCCAGGUGAACUGAAUCCAUUCUCCAUGCAGGAGGCUCUCGACUAUUACGAUGCAAUCGAAUGGGCAGCAAGACAGUCAUGGAGUAACGGAAAAGUUGCCACCUUUGGAGCUUCAUACCAUGCUACCAACCAGUUUAACGUCGCCGCGCUACAGCCACCAUCUCUUAAGGCAAUAGCACCUCUCGCAUGCGAUGCAGAUGCAUAUCGAGAUCUAUCCUACCCAGGUGGCAUAUAUCUUGAAAAGUAUCGCAAAUAUUGGUGGGAGGUUCUGGUCGGCAAGCAGAGAAACCCUCAGUCAAGUGCGGCGAAGUUCCUCGAGGGGUUCGCUGAUCAUCCCUGGGAUGACGAAUAUUACCAUGGAAACGGGUUCUUAUCAGCUGAUUUCGCUAAGAUUACCAUACCUAUGCUCACUUCGGUCAGCCAGAGCGAAGUGAUCCACGGUCGAGCUGGGUAUGAAGCUUUUCAAGAAGUCCAAUCAUCUACCAAACACUUGCUUGUCUGGGAUGCCUUCUACAUGCCAUCGAUGAUUGAAGACAGUCAUGCUGACUUGUGUAAUUUCUUCGACCGACAUCUCAAGGACAUGGCUACCGCUACAGAACUGCCGCCCGUCCGUAUGAUGAUGAGAUUGGGUGGAGGAAAGUUCAAAUGGCGUGAUGCGAGCAAUUGGCCGAUACCUUCGACCGAGUACCGGAAGAUAUUUCUCGAUGCCGGGGCGGGAGGUGCGUCAGGCAGCCUGGCUAGUGUGAAACCUCAGCAAGAGCUCUUUUCUGAGUACUCUGCAGAAGCAGACCCUGUUGACCACGAGAACACGCCCAUGGCGGUAUUCGAGUCGGAACCUUUAGAGGCAGACAUGGAGUUUGCUGGCCAUUUUCGAGCUAGCCUAUGGGUGGCGUCUACUUCGUCCGAUGCUGAUUUCUACGUCGCCCUUCGUGUCUUGGACGGAACAGAGGACGUUUCGUACAGGACUAUAGCACCAGCCACAUUCCAAGGUGAGGACCGGGGCAACAGAAGUUCGCCGCCACUAACUUCAGGCGUGCUAAAAGCAUCAAGAAGAGCACUAGAUGCUAGUCGGAGUACCACCGCACGCCCUUGGCACACGCACCUUGAAGCGGAUGCGAAGCCUAUGGUCCCCAAUGAAGCAGUCAGUAUCGAAGUGGAACUGUUGGCUGUCUGCGGUAUAGUUGCGGCUGGGCGACGACUGAGGCUCGAGAUCUCUCCCAUUGAAGGUCCUGGAACGAUGCCUGGAUUCGAACGUGCUUAUAACGCAUCAUACCAUCGUGAGGCUACGAAUCGCGUACUGACGGGCGGCGCACACGCGAGCACUAUUACUAUCCCUGUUGUUUCUAAUUAG